AUGGCGACACGCGACAGCCGCCCCUGCCCGGGAUCCGCCUCCCUCCAUGCCGGGGACACCCCGGGCUCCCGGGUCCCCCAAAACCCUCCCGGGGCCACCUCGGUCCCCCCGGACCCUCCCGGUCCCUCCCGGCCCCCCCAGGCUCGGCGGAGGCUCCGCAGCAGCUCCGGGGCUCGGAGCCCGCCCGGGGAGCGCCGGCCCGAGGGCCGCUCCAGCCCCAUUGUGCUGCUCCACGAUGUCACCAAUGUCACCGCCGCCCCCGGAGCGCUGCCCUCGCUCCGGGACAAACCCAAAACCAUCCGGGUCAUCACCAGAGACCUGAUCCGGGAGCUCAUCAUUCCCAGGGAUCGGCCCCCGGCCUCGCUCAUCAUCGGCUCCCAGGAAUUCCAGCGGAUCCAGGAGGAGGCUCAGCCUCCACGGCAGCUCGGGGAGCGGCUGCGGAUCCUCAAAUCCCGCCAGGACGCGGCUUUUGAGGCGCGCAGCCGGGCCCUCAGCGCAGAGCGGCGGCAGGAGGAGCUGCGGGAGGCGCGGGCGCACUCGGAGCUGGAGCUGCAGCGGGAGCAGGAGCGGCGGCAGCUGCUGGAGCGCGCGGCCGGGCUGAGGCUGGAGCAGGAGGACGAGAUGAGGCGGCUGAACUCGCUCCUGCUGAGUGCCCGCUGCAGCUCCAUCCUGGACAGGCAGCUGGCGGAGCGGCGGCAGGUGCAGGGGGAGCUGCAGGCAGAGGAGCAGCGCCUGGCGCGGCUCCUGGACAGCGAGCGGGAGAAGGAGCUGCAGCUGGAGGAGGAGCUGGAGCGCCGCAGGAAGCAGGAGCUCAUCAGCAACAAGCUGGAGCUGCUCCAGCAGAUGGAGCAGCGCCAGGAGCAGCGGGCGCUGAGGGCUGAGCAGAAAUUCCAGGAGGGCCAGAGGUUCCUGGAGCGCAUGGAGCAGAUGAAGAGGGAGGAUCUCGAGGCCUGGCAGCAGCGGCAGCAGCGCAAGCAGCAGCUCCUGGCCGAGAUGCAGGCGGUGGACGCGGAGAACCAGCGGCUGCGGGAGCGCGAGCGGGAGCGCGAGCGGCGCGCGGAGCUGCGGGCCCGGGAGGAGCAGCGCCAGAAGGGGGAGCGGGAGGCGGCGCUGCAGGCGGAGCGGGCGCGGCUGUGGCAGGAGCGGCAGCGGGAGCUGGACCGGGUCAAGGCCAUGCAGGAGCGCGAGCGGGACUGGCAGGAGGCGCAGGACGCUCUGCGCACCAGGCGCAGCGAGGAGGCGGCGGAGCGCGAGUGGCGGCGCCGGGAGCUGCAGCGGGAGCGGCGCCGGGCGGAGCUGCUGCAGGAGCUGCAGCGGGGCCGCCUCGAGCAGGCGACAAAACAGCGACAGCGGCGGGCGCUGGCACUGCAGGAGGAGCAACGCGACUUCCUCACCCUGCUCAGUGCCCAGCAGGAGCAGCUGGCCCGCGAGCAGCAGCAGCAGCUGGCACGGCAGCGGGCCCAGCGCGCCCACGUGGAGGCGCUGCAGGAGCAGAUCCGGGAGCGGCGACAGCGACAGCAGCGCGACAGAGCCGCGGCCAUCGAGGAGGGACAGCGGGAGCUGGCGCGGGCCCGGGAGCGGGCAGAGCGCCUGGAACGCGCGGGGCAGCAGAAACUGCAGCGCCUCAGCCCAGCCUGUCCCGAGGCUGCCGCUGUCACCUGGCUGUCACCGCAGGGCCACCAUGCCACCUUCCUGUGA
Messenger RNA from Agelaius phoeniceus (red-winged blackbird), 1698 nucleotides. Lineage: Eukaryota; Metazoa; Chordata; Aves; Passeriformes; Icteridae. The record is from RefSeq and is a predicted model, not a curated record.